AUGCGGACCGGCUGGAAUGAAAGCUGCAACUCGAGGGUUUCAGAAUCUGGGAGUUUGUGGUUUACCGGUGCACCUACCAAAGCAAGUCUUACUGGGACGAAUUCAUGCGUCGAUUUCUCUACCACGUCCCAAAAAAAGCUGCAGCCUAGCAAUGGCCUCGACUUGGACGCCUUCCGCCUGAAGGCCUUCCAGGAUCCAUCUUUUGACGGCGCGACCGCGGCAGUUUACCGAGAGCAAUUCAACAAGUGGGCUGCGGUGGCAGUUCAAGAAGAGCAUGGCAAGACCCUCGAAGAGGCCCUCAUGCACCCAGCCGAUCCGGAGACGAUCGGUAAUUUCAGUGGCUAUGUGCGGAUAGUGAAUGGCCAGUGGUGUCCAGAGUCUGAUUCAGACGAGGAGGCAGAGGCCGAUAAUGUGCUUUAA
Messenger RNA from Aspergillus uvarum CBS 121591, 420 nucleotides. RefSeq lists its product as uncharacterized. Lineage: Eukaryota; Fungi; Ascomycota; Eurotiomycetes; Eurotiales; Aspergillaceae. The record is from RefSeq and is a predicted model, not a curated record. Bases 1 to 420 code for a protein of 139 amino acids. The transcript has 2 exons.